CUUUACAGAAGCUAUAAAUACCAUCGUCAGCUGAAACUUCGUUUACACGCUAGCUACUAUUCUUCUUAAAUCUUCUUCUUCUUCCUCUUCUUCUUCUUGUCCUAGCCUGCUUUGUUGUGAUGGCAGAUAACCCUUUUCAGCUGCCUCCUGGUUUUCGAUUUUUCCCCACAGACGAAGAGCUCGUAGUCCAUUUCCUUCAACGCAAGGCAGCUCUCUUACCCCUCCACCCCGAUGUCAUUCCUGAUCUCGAUCUCUAUCCAUACGAUCCAUGGGAGCUAAAUGGUAAGGCUUUGUGCGAGGGUAAGCAGUGGUACUUCUAUAGCCGGAGGACGCAAAAUCGGGUUACGAGUAAUGGAUACUGGAAACCCUUAGGCACCGAGGAACCUAUCAUAUCCUCUACUUCUAAUAACAGAGUUGGAAUCAAGAGAUACUUUGGGUUCUACGUGGGAGAAGCUUCUUCCGGGAUCAAAACAAAUUGGACAAUGCAUGAGUAUCGUCUCUCUUCAGUCUCGGAUACUUGCGCUUCUUCUUCCACCACUAGAUCAUCAAAGAGAAGAGUGCACCGGAAAGCAGUCAAUGAGUUCAGCGGAUUCGUGUUGUGUCGAGUUUAUGAGCGCAACGAUGACGAGGAAGAUGAUGAUGGGACAGAGCUUUCAUGCUUGGACGAGGUGUUCUUAUCUUUGGAUGAUCUUGAUGAAAUAAGUUUGCCAAACUGAGAUAGGAAACGUACGAAAGCUCGGGAGAGACGAGAAGGGAAAAGAGAUGGAUCGAAGAUGAUUUGAUAGACCUAACCAAGUGCGCAUGCCCCCAUUUUAUAUUAUGAAGCUUUAUCCAAUUGUAUCAUUAUUUCACUACUAGUACCACUGCAACUAGCUAGGCUAAGCUAGUAAAAAUCUUGUAAAUAAGUUCCAUUACAUGCACUUCGAGUGGCAACUAACAAUGGUCUUCAUUUGCAAGAAAGUUGGCAUAACCAGAAAAUGACAUUGAGAAUUCUGAUCCCACUAUG
Molecule: messenger RNA, 1006 nt
Organism: Fragaria vesca subsp. vesca
Lineage: Eukaryota; Viridiplantae; Streptophyta; Magnoliopsida; Rosales; Rosaceae
Product: NAC transcription factor ONAC010-like
Exons: 3
Coding region: 120-716 (198 amino acids)
Biological process (GO): system development; regulation of DNA-templated transcription
Molecular function (GO): DNA binding
Source: RefSeq, a predicted model, not a curated record